This is a messenger RNA of Fonticula alba, 2260 nucleotides long. RefSeq lists its product as hypothetical. Lineage: Eukaryota; Rotosphaerida; Fonticulaceae. The transcript is spliced from 3 exons. The record is from RefSeq and is a predicted model, not a curated record. Gene Ontology annotation, biological process: dephosphorylation. Gene Ontology annotation, molecular function: phosphatase activity. Bases 51 to 2096 code for a protein of 681 amino acids.
CCCCGAUUUUCCUCUCUCCCCCCCCCUCCACCUACACCUGCCCUUCCGCCAUGUCCCAUCCCAUUCAGGCCCCCCCCACGGGUCCGGCGGCCCUCCAGGCCCCGCUCGACUCCUUCCGCGAGAUCGACCUCACUCGCCGCUACCCGCCCAGCCUGCAGCUGGAGUAUGUGCAGCUCCUGCAUCGUGAGGGCAUCUUCAGCCCCCAUCAGGACCUCUUCAAGUCCUUCGGAUUCCUCGACGAGUCGUCCACCUCCUGCCGGGAGUGCUCGCCGGUGGCCAAUCUCCGCCUGGACCUGCAGCAGACCCUGAACGGGUCGAUCCCCGGCGGCACGUCGCUGCCCUUCCGCGUGGUGAACUCCUCGCUGCGCACGGCCGGCGACGUGGCCGAGACGGAUGCCUUCUCGGCGGCGCAGGAGCACGUGUCCUCCGGGUCGAUGGCCGGCACGUCGGAGCUGAUGGCCACCUGCCGGCCGGACACCCUGACCGACCGCGGCCGGAUGGGCAUGCGCACACUUGGGCACCAGCUGCGCAACCUGUACGCCGAUCGCCGGCUGCGCUUCCUGCCGGAGCGCCAUGAGCUGGGAUCGCUGUCGGUCCGGUCGCUGUCCGACCCGAAGGCCAUCGAAUCGGCGGUGCACCUGCUGCAGGGGCUGUACCCGUCGGAGCUGGGCGCCACUCGGCGCCGGGCUGCCCCGGAGGCCGUCCUCCAGCCGAUCGGCCCCCCGACCGACCGCCCGCUGGUGGACAUUGUCAUUCGCGAUCCGGUCGACGAGACCCUCGUGCCGGAGAUGGCCGGGUGCCGUGCCCUGCGCGCUGGCUUCGCCGAGGCCGUGGCCCGCGUGGAUGCCCUGUACGCCGAGGAGAAUGCCUUCCUGACCGAGCGCGUGGGGCCCUUCCUCCGGGCGCCCGACACGCCGGUGGUGCCGGCUUCCAAGGCGGCCCCCGGGGCGGUCACCGUGACCGAGCUCUUCCAGGGCCUGGCCUCGGGCCAUGCGCAUGAGCUCCUGCCGCGGGAGCUCCGGCCCCGGCCCAGCAGCCACCUGUCCACCGGUGCCGGCUUCGAGAAUGACGACCGCGUGGUCGAUCGUCGUGGCAAGAAGACCGGGGCCUUCCGCCGCGGCAAGCAGGGGCCUCCCCUUGGUGAGACCUUUGCCCGGCUGGAGAACUACGCCACCGAGGCCUCGCUGGCCGGUGUGCUGGCGCGCGAUGCCAGCCUGGCUGGCCUGGCGGCCGGGCCGCUGCUCGGCGACCUGCUGGAUGAUGUGGGCCGGGUUUUGGACUCGCGCGAGGCCGCCCUGCAGGCGGCUCGCCAGGCUGGCCGGCUCCCGGUGGACGGGGCCGGCUCGGUGGCCGUUGCCGGGGCCGCCGUGGUCCCGGGCUUCUCCUUCACUCCCCUGGAGGAGGGCGCCCAAUACCGGGGGUCGGUGACUGCCUCCUCGGCCCCGGCGGCUCUGGCCCGGUCGGGCGUCACGGCUCCCACCCACUCGACCCCGAUGCUGUCGCUGUAUUCCGGCACGGAGGACAGCCUGGUGGCCCUGCUGGCGGCCCUCGGCGGGUAUGAUGCCCUGCGUGGUCCGGGCGGUGCGCCGGCGCGCGAUCUUCCCGAGCAGCUGGCCGCCACCCGGGAGCAGCCCUUCGCCACCAGCCCGGUGGCUGACCGCCCGGACUUCGGCGCCUUCGUCACCUUUGAGGUGCUGCGCGAGCGGCAGGUCACCCCGCCGGCGCGCUUGGGCCAGCUGGCCUCCAGCCGGGCGUCGGACCCGUCGCGCGUCAGCGGCACCGGCGCCGCGCCGCUCCUGGAGGGGUCUGCCGCCGCCGCGGCUGCUGCUCUGGCCGCCGAGGCGGCCGCCAGCGCCUCCGGCAACAAGCACAGCGCCGACGAGAAGACCACUCGCUUUGUGCGCAUGCUCUACAACAACACCCCGAUCGCCAUUCCCGCCUGCGCGGAGGCCGCUCGUCUUCAUGGCUUCACCGACUCGAUCUCCGAGUUCCACCCUGGCACCGGGCUCGGCGGCGAUCCGACCCUCUGCCCGCUGGACCGCUUCCGUGAGAUUGUCACCGAGGUGGCGGCCGCCGACCGGGCGAAGCUUUGCUAAGCCUCGAGCACUUCCUCCCCCCGCUCCCUCCCCCCCUCCCCCCUCCUGUCGUGGUUGCCGGAGCCCACCGGGCCACUGUCAUGUGCAUUGAGUUGCUCUCCUCCCUGGUCCAGAGCCACGUGUAUCGUGUGGCGUCCUUUCUUCCCCCCUCCCCCCCCCCUCCC